AUGCUUCUCGACCUUACACCUUAUCUCCUGUCUUCAUUGCUGCUAGGCCUGUUCUUGUUCCGCGUGGCGCGUCAUUUCUUGGACCGAAAGGGUCUUCGACAGUAUCCGGCGCCUUCAAUUGCAGGUUUCAGCUCGCUAUGGCGUCUCUACCACAACAUCAGAUGGAAGCAUUACGCUGCAGUCCAUGAAGCCCAUCAAAAAUUGGGAGCACACGUUCGCAUCGGCCCAAACCAUAUCUCCAUUUUGGACCCUCGGGCACCUCAAGAAAUUUAUGGCCAUGGUGCCAACAUGUUAAAGGAUAUUUGGUAUGAUGCUGGUGCAGGGCCUCACAGAAAUCUAUCCGAUGCGAGAGAUAAGGCUGAGCACCAGGCAAAACGCAAGAUGUUUGCCCAUACAUUUGCAGCGAAGACAGUCGUGGGUUUCGAACCUCAACUUCGCGAAAGAAUUUCGGCGUUAACGGACCUUCUGGAUCGACAAACCGGCACAAAGACCAACAUGCGACGUGUUUUGAAUUAUUUCUUGAUCGAUCUCUUUGGGAUUCUCCUCUACGGUCACAACCUAGGGUGUCUUGAACGAAACGACGACCUUCUUACUGCCGAAUCGAAAGAAGAUGGCCGACUCUACAAGGUCCCCUUUAUUCAGUCUUUACUCGACUCCACCGUCAUAAACAACCUUUUAGCAAUUACUGCACACUACGCUCAAUUUACUCGUUCACUUGUGACAAGUCACCCAUACAAGAAAGCAGGUGUUGAUUGGGAAAAUAUCAUCUACUACAACACAAAAAAGCGACUAGCCAAUUCAGCCCCUCAAGACGACCUUUUCCAAUGCCUGCUGCAAGAUAGUAAAGGUGAAAACCUUAACUUAUCAUUUGGAGAGAUCAUGGCUGAGUGCUCAAAGCUUCGGGAUGAGAUCAGCGCUGCAGAUUCUAGUGAUGGAAUCCCAUCUUAUGAAGUUAUCUCUAAGCUGCCGUACCUUCGAGCUUGUAUCGAGGAAGCUCUGCGCCUACGACCGCCCAGCUCGUUUGGACUACCUCGCAUUGUUCCAAAAGGAGGCAGAUUUAUUGCGGAAAAGUUCAUCCCCGAGGGCGUCACGGUAUCUGUUCCAACAUACUCGAUACUCCGAGACGAAUCAGUAUUUAGCAGCGCAACUGAGUACAAUCCAGACCGUUGGCUGACAGAGAGCUCGGAGGAGAAAAAGAAGAUGCUCAAUAAUCACAUCCCAUUCAGUACUGGCCCACGCGCUUGUAUCGGUCGCAAUAUCUCCUAUUUUGAACAGGCCGUGAUUAUUGCUACCAUUGUGAAGCUUUACGAUGGUCAUAUUGAAGAAGGGUUUCAGCUGGAAACACAGGAGCGGUUUAACUCAAACCCUGGGGAUUUGCCAAUGGAAAUGAGACCACGAGCUGUGUGA
This is a messenger RNA of Penicillium cosmopolitanum, 1407 nucleotides long. RefSeq lists its product as uncharacterized. NCBI's taxonomy places the organism in Eukaryota, Fungi, Ascomycota, Eurotiomycetes, Eurotiales, Aspergillaceae. The coding region runs from base 1 to 1407 and encodes 468 amino acids. The record is from RefSeq and is a predicted model, not a curated record. The transcript is spliced from 2 exons. Gene Ontology annotation, molecular function: iron ion binding; oxidoreductase activity, acting on paired donors, with incorporation or reduction of molecular oxygen; monooxygenase activity.